AUGUCCGCACUGAAGCUGGACGUCGUCGUCGUGGGCGCAGGACUCGCCGGACUCGCCGCCGCCUGCGCCCUCGCCGUGAAUGGGCAUCGUGUCCGGAUGUUCGAGAAAUCACCAGAGACACCGAGCGUCGCGGGCGGGAUCCGUCUUCCACCCAACGCGGUCAGAAUACUCAAGUACUUGGGCAUGCAGGACGAGCUGUCCGAGCGCUCUGUCCUGGUGACGAGCGUGGCGCUUCGAGAUCUGCGCACCGGCGAACUCAUCGGGAACGCGGGAUGGGUCCCCGUCAUGUUCAAGGACAGCGGGGGCGAGGCUCGCUUGAUCGACCAUCGCGAUCUUUGUGACAUGCUAUGCAAGCGUGCUAUUUUUGCCGGCGCCAAUGUAUCUUUCAAUAGCACGGUGGCCAGCGUCUCUCCUCCAUCAACCCACGCAGCGCCCUCGGGGUCUGAUGAUCAACGGCCUUCGGUCUCGCUCCACUCGGGCGAGAUCAUCCAUGCCGACUUGAUCAUUGGAGCCGACGGGGCGCGAGGCGUCGUGAGGCCCGUCGUGGACGCGCAGAACCCUCGCUCGCCCUGGAAAGGCGCGUACACGGGCACGACCGUGUAUACCGGCGUGUGUGCCGCCGAACAUGCAGAGCUGGAAGAAUCAGGACACGAAGUGGACGUCUGGAUGUCCGAGGGCUUCCAUGCAAUGUCGUACGGUACGGGGAGGAAUGAGUACGUUUUGCAUAUGGAGCGCAUAGAAGAUUUCGUGGACGAUCAGGUCGAUGAGUGGGGCACCGUUCCAGCGUCCAGCAUCUCACAGACUGGUGAGCUCGCACCACGCAUUCAGCGGAUGCUCAAAGGCAUCUCGUCUUUCGCUCGCGCACGCUGCUACGAGCCUUCACCCGCAGACGAAUGGGUAGACGCCUCGGAGACGAUCAUCCUGAUCGGCCACGCCGCACACCCAAUGCUGCCCGAUGCGCUGCACCAGAGCUCCAACUGCCUCGAGUCCGCCGCCGUACUCGCCACGCUGCUCUCCCACCUCCGCGCGCGCGACCAGCUGGCGUCCCUCCUGUAUGCAUACCAUGACCUGCGCGCGCCCCGCGCUGCGCGGCUGCAUGAGCUGGAGGUUAAGAACCGGUGCUUCACGAACCUCGCGGGCGACCAGCGGACCGCGCGAGACGCGGCCCUGCGCGCCUCAUUCGCGAAGGCGCGCUCUUCACAAACCCGCGAAGAGGCCCUGGAGGCCCCCAACCGACAUGAAGACGACGACGGAGAAGCGCUGGCGAGGCAUUUCGCGGAGCUGUUGGAGGGGUGGGGGUACGAUGCACGCGAGGAGGCGGAAGAGUGGUGGGUUCGGUGGGGCUUGUUGAAGGAGCGGGCGAUCGUGAGUGAGCACACGGGUGAGGACAGCAGGCCGGGGGUCGUGUCUGGCCUUGGCGGUGUGCAAUUUGCGAAGCAUACGAUCGAACACGCUUGAUACCUAGAGGAUCCAGUGCUGUAAAUAAUCUAGGGCGGGAAGUGCCUUCGCACGUCGUAGCUCGCCUCAUAGCACCUGCAUCGUGAGGAGUAUCACAUCAUAAGAUGGUGCAGAACUCAUCACUGCAGCUAGCGGGUCUAUCUCUCUAUCUAGUCUCCUGAUGGCAGCAACGUCUGCGAUUCUCUCUUAACCUUUGACGUCGUCUUCGGCUAUCGUAUCUAUAGG
Molecule: messenger RNA, 1683 nt
Organism: Heterobasidion irregulare TC 32-1
Lineage: Eukaryota; Fungi; Basidiomycota; Agaricomycetes; Russulales; Bondarzewiaceae
Exons: 8
Coding region: 1-1458 (485 amino acids)
Molecular function (GO): FAD binding; monooxygenase activity
Source: RefSeq, a predicted model, not a curated record